AUGGAUCAGAUAUCAUACUAUUUCGACAAUCUCCAAAAGACUAUUCAAGUCCACAUCUACAACAUGAAUAGCGAGUUGAUUUCCAAGGACAGCAGCAUCCUCGAGGGCAAUAUGCUACUGGAGCUCUCUGAUCAGACUGCCAAGGACAUUGUCGAUGACAUUAUCAACCUCUUCAAGAACCUCAAGCCAUUCUUCAUGUCCAAGGAGUCAUCAUUCCUCACACGUCAUUAUGGAACCAUAUUCACCAAGAUUCAAUUGGAGCUCCAGAACUUCUUCAUCUUCCUCAACAACCAUUUCUUGGAAUACUUGGACAUUGUUGCCAAGACCACCAACAAGGAGAACUUUGGAUCAAGGUUCUUCCUGGCACUGACCAGUGUAUGUCUGUACAUUGAGAGCAAGGGUAUCAAUCAGGUGGUUCAGGCCAUGAAUGAGUUUAUGAACACAGCCAAGCAAGGAAUGCACAGCCACAACAUUAACGACCAUGGCUUUAGUAUCAUUACAUCUGACCUUGGAAAGAGGAUCAAGGAGGCGGCACAGAAGAUCUUGACUGUGUACACUCGCAUGCAAAGCAAGACUAUUGAGAAGAUGUUCAGGAUCGGUCUGGACUCUACACAGAACUGGCUGAUGCUGAAGGAACCAAGAGAUGUGCGACAGGUCAACGACUUGGUUCUCGACGAGUUGGUCAAGCUCAGCGGAGAGAUCACUAAGCUCCUGCCAGCAACCCAAGCCCUCACCACACCAAACAUGCAACGUGUCGGUGGAGGUGGUGGCCACAACAGAACGCAGAGUGGCAACAAUGAUGCGAUGAGGAGAAACACAUCGGCCACCAACCUGCCCUCGGCCACACUGUUUGACAAGCGAAUGGAUGUCUACUCCAUCGUGGACUUUAACGCCAACUCAAUCUUGGUUGGCAUCAUCAAGAUCGCACUCAAGUCCUACACUGAGUGUCUGCGCACCAAGACCUUUGGCACCAAUGGCUACCACCAGAUCCAGGUGGACCUCCGAUUCCUCCGAGUCUACUUCACCGAUAUGUUUGGAGUACAACCAACCAUUGAUUCACUCCUUCAAGAGGCUGACAACACAAUCUGUGAUAGAUGUAUAGAUCCAAUUCCAUUGGAAGAGAGUAUCAUCAAGAAACUUAGUGAGGAUAAGUUUAGAAGUAGAAAGGAGGAAGAGAAGAAGGCA
This is a messenger RNA of Acytostelium subglobosum LB1, 1185 nucleotides long. RefSeq lists its product as hypothetical. NCBI's taxonomy places the organism in Eukaryota, Evosea, Eumycetozoa, Acytosteliales, Acytosteliaceae. Gene Ontology annotation, cellular component: EARP complex; GARP complex; membrane. Gene Ontology annotation, biological process: lysosomal transport; Golgi vesicle transport; Golgi organization. The record is from RefSeq and is a predicted model, not a curated record. The annotation marks the transcript as partial. The transcript has 6 exons.